Penicillium paradoxum is the source of this 1770-nucleotide messenger RNA. RefSeq names its product C2H2-type zinc finger protein. Lineage: Eukaryota; Fungi; Ascomycota; Eurotiomycetes; Eurotiales; Aspergillaceae. Bases 1 to 1770 code for a protein of 589 amino acids. Gene Ontology annotation, biological process: central nervous system development; regulation of transcription by RNA polymerase II. The transcript has 6 exons. Gene Ontology annotation, molecular function: DNA-binding transcription factor activity, RNA polymerase II-specific; RNA polymerase II cis-regulatory region sequence-specific DNA binding. The record is from RefSeq and is a predicted model, not a curated record. Gene Ontology annotation, cellular component: nucleus.
AUGGCGUCUCAACCCCCAGAUGGCGAUUUUUGCCUUGAAUGCAACUGGGAAGCCCUCCGCAUCGACGGCAAGGACACAAUACAUUCCUCGGGUAACUCCCUUCAGCAUCAUUGGAACUGUUCAAACCACCAAAAUCAGGCACCGCUACCCCAUUGCGAGGUUGAUGAGGCCUGCUGUGAUGUAGAUGACUGUGCGUUAGACUGUGGGUCAAUAUGUGACGGAUUUGUGGGAUGUGAUACUUCCACGGUAUGCUCAGUUGCUCACUGCGACGAUGACAAUUGUGGGGAUGACAACUGCAAUGAAACCCAUUGCGAAACCCAUUGUGAUACCAAGCAUUGCAAAGAAGACAACUGCGACGAUGCGCACUGUGAAGGCAUUGACCCCCUAUGUUUCGAAGACCACUGCUGCGACGGGACAGAGAGUCAAGACUGUGGGUUUGAUGCUCUGUUUGGAAUCAACUCUUCACUGUCAUUAGACACGGGAAUCUUUCCUUCUACGGCCCUUGGAAAUCAUCCCGUCAGUCAUCAGACCAAAUCGAUGCAAUAUCCGCUCUCUGGCUUUGCCGACCCGAGUCAACAAGAAAGCUUUUUAUCCACGUACCAAGCGCAUGCCACCCACUGUGAGCAGGAUGUACAUAGCCACUUUGAGUGCCAUGAUUUCCAGAAAGAUUGGCAGGUGAUGUUUGCGGCACCACCUGCUCCCCUGCAGACCGAAGUCAAUCCAGCGGAAGUUUUCCACAUGCUUGGAAUGUGUUCCGACUUCUCGAUAUGUCAAGAUCAACAUGUACCCGAGCCCCAGAACUGCCUUGAUACCUUCGAAAAACCCAAAAUCGACACCUCAUAUGGAACUAAUUGCUUCCACCAUGAACAUCGUCAUGUCCACAACCACUUCAAAAACCCUAAUGACCUGAAUUUGCAAACCAUCCGCAAAGGACCCCAUCGCAACCAUCAUCGUUGUCGAGCGCACACCCACGCUCAUUCUCACCCAUAUUCUCCCUAUUCGCGACAAUCUCGCUCGAGUAUCAGUUCCCACAUAAUCUCCAGUCCAGGAGAGACCCCGCCACCUCUGGAAGGUGAUGUGUCAUCCGCGCAGAUUACACCGGAUUUCUCUCCAAAUAACAAGGAGUUACAUGUGUGCAGGUGGUCGACAGACAUUCAUGGAAUCAAGACUUUCUGCGGUGCGGAAUUCACUGAUUGUGGUGCUCUCCAAGAGCAUCUCAUUGUCAAUCAUAUGAAUACUGUGAAUGGCGCAAAGGGCAAUGGGUAUUACUGCUGCUGGGGAGGAUGCCAUCGUCCGGAUGAGCCUUUUUCGCAGAAGUCCAAGCUUCAGGGCCAUUUCCUCACACACAGUAACUAUAAAAAUUUCUCGUGCUCGGUGUGUGGCAAGGCAUUUGCUCGGCAGGCAACAUUAGACCGACAUGAGCGCAGCCACCGAGGUGACAAGCCUUAUAAUUGCAAACACUGCGGUAAAUCAUUUACGGAUAGUAGCGAAUUGAAAACACAUUCGCGGACCCAUACCGGGGAAAAGCCAUUCAAAUGCACUUGGCCGGGGUGCAAUUUCACAACGGGUGACUCAUCGAAUAUGUCUAGUCACCGACUUACGCACGGAGAGCGAAAACACAAAUGUCUUUUCCCAGGGUGUACCAAGAGCUUUACGCGUCCUGAUCAGCUAAAGCGUCACCAGAAGACAACACAUAAACAAGAAACUUGCUUGGCGCUCCCAUCACCGAACACCGACCAUUUCACGAUGACCCCCUUCACACUUGUCUAA